AUGUAGAGAGAAAAAGGUAAGUUCACUAAGUUACACCUAUACAAAAACAUUAAUCGCCAGCCUACAAUCAAGGAGAACACCUAGUCCACUUAACCUUCUACUCCUAUAAAUAAAUCACCAUCAAAGAUGACUGACGAAGAAAAAAUUAGAUACCGUAAUAAAUUGUUCUAAGAAGGAGAUUAAAUUGGAGACUAUUUGGCUGAACAGAUCAGUAAAUGUGAGGAGGUCAGGAAGGAAAUGAGAGAAUAGAUAGCUGAAAACCAAAACUUGCAAAAAGAAUAUGACAAAGAACACGAAACUUUUAGACAGCAUAUGGAAAUAAAGAUUAAAAAGUAUUGUAGUAAGAGCUUUGCUUAGAAUUAAAAUCCAGUAAGCUCAAACAAUGUCCAACUUUACAUGAAUCGAAGUGGUGUUAGAGACUCUACUACUUCAAGAGAUACUUCUUAAUAAGAUAUCGAAGUAGUUGAGUAUAAUGGAGAUGGAACACGCAGAUCAAGACGCUCUUCCCAGAAAGUAUUGAGGAUGACUAGCAAAGAAAUCAGACCAAUAAAACAUCCAUACUAUCAGAGAAAUUUAUAGUCUGCAGCUAUAGCUCUAGCCAACCAGCAGCCUCUUCAUAUUUAGUCUCAUACUAAAAGCAAGCUAAGAUUGAUGAAUCUAAGAGAAAACAAAGAGAAUCAUUCUUAUAUAGAUACUAAACAAGAAGGAUCAUUUCAGAGGCCAGUUUCUAGUGAUGAGUUUUUAGUAGAUGCUUAACUAUAUGAUACAGCAAGAAAAAGAAAUCUUUUUACUCAGAGAAACAAAAACAACAACAUAAUGAGAACAAUCAAUGAGAGUAAUCUACUAUUGAAACAACAACAAUUAUAAAAUUAGGAAUCUUAGAAUUCUCAAUAGUCAGUCUCUUCAACAAAUGUCAAGUAUUCGACUCAAUCUCAAAGUAGAGAGCCAAGUGUGCAAUCAGUGUAAAAUGCAUUGAUACACCAGCAUUCUGCUUUUAAAUUAAGGAAUCCAAGUAUCCCGAGUGUUAGACUACCUUCCACAAUGAUGUUGCCUGUCCCUAAUUCAGUGAAUAACAUCGCUAGAAGCGCACAAAGACCCUAUAAUCUUGGGAACAGAUCUAAUUACAUAUCCUAGAUGAAUGUUUAGGCUCCAAAUAGUAAUGUAUCAAGUAAUGCUGAUCUAAAAUAAGCCUAGGCAUAUAUGUAAAUUAGCAAGUAGAGCUUCAUAUUCACAAAGAGACAUCAGUAGCAACAAUUAAUUAGAUCGAGGCAUGACUCCAAUGAUGAUCUUUUAUGUGAGGAUCUCCUAAAGAAGCGAAUCCUAUCUACUAAAAAUAUAUAGAAUAGGAAGCUUUGGAAAAUCUGA
Messenger RNA from Stylonychia lemnae, 1365 nucleotides. The record is from the annotation of a GenBank genome assembly. Lineage: Eukaryota; Ciliophora; Spirotrichea; Sporadotrichida; Oxytrichidae.